Messenger RNA from Epithele typhae, 1017 nucleotides. RefSeq lists its product as uncharacterized. The record is from RefSeq and is a predicted model, not a curated record. Lineage: Eukaryota; Fungi; Basidiomycota; Agaricomycetes; Polyporales; Epitheliaceae. The transcript has 5 exons. Gene Ontology annotation, molecular function: RNA binding. Gene Ontology annotation, cellular component: nucleolus; U12-type spliceosomal complex. Bases 1 to 1017 code for a protein of 338 amino acids. Gene Ontology annotation, biological process: positive regulation of mRNA splicing, via spliceosome.
AUGUCUCGGCCUCAAGACGACAGAAAUCAGGAGGCGACGGUUUAUUUGGGAAAUCUUGACGAGCGGUGUUCAGAUGCGCUCAUCUGGGAGUUGAUGUUGCAGGCCGGCCCAGUAGCAAAUGUACAUCUGCCAAAAGACCGCAUAUCCAUGGCGCAUCAGGGCUACGGUUUCUGUGAGUUCUUGACCGAAGAAGAUGCAGAGUAUGCCUGCAAGAUUAUGAACCAGAUCAAAUUGUGGGGUAAACCUAUCAGGGUUAACAAGGCUUCCUCGGACAAAAAACAACUGGACGUAGGCGCAAACUUAUUCAUUGGAAACCUCGACGACAACGUGGAUGAGAGGUUGCUUUACGACACUUUUAGUGCAUUUGGCAUGAUGGCGACUACUGCCAAGAUUGCGCGUGAUCCCCAGUCUGGAAACUCAAAAGGCUACGGCUUCGUCGCCUACACCGACUUCGAGGCGUCGGACGCGGCGGUCGAGUCCAUGAACGGCCAAUUCCUCAUGAACAAGGCAAUCACCGUCCAGUACGCUUUCAAGAAAGACGGCAAGGGCGAGCGACACGGCACCCCCGCCGAGCGGCUGCUCGCCGCGCAGGCUCGCAAGAACAACGCGCUCCCAAUCGCCGCGCGGCCACCCCCAGCCCCGAUGGGCGCCAUCGGUGCGUUUGGUGCGCGCCCGCCGAUGCCUGGCUUCCAGGGCCCGUAUCAAGGCCAGUUCGCGGGCGUACUCGCGGGCGCGCCUCCGCCGCCCGCCGGGUUCACGCCCCAGCAGACGAUUAUGCCGCAGGGGAUGCAGAUGCCCCCGCCUCCAAUGCAGGGCAUGCCGCCGCAGGGCAUGCCAGGCAUGAUGCCCCCGCCCCCGCCUGGAGUCCCGGUCUACAACCCUCAGGCCGGCUUCGCGCCGCCUCCGCCCCCGCCAGGCUACAUGCCGCAGGGGAUGCCUGGGAUGAUGCCGCCGCCGAUGAUGCAUCCGGGUGGGAUGCCGCCGCCGCAAUACAUCCCCCAGCAGAUGCAGAUGUAG